AACAAACAUUUGCCACACUCACAGGUUUUCUUAUUAAUAUUAAUAGCAUAAAACAAAUAUAAUAAAACUCAACUUAAAGGACGACAGAGAAGUAAAAUUAUUUUGUGUUUUUUUUAUUGGGACAAACUAAGGAGAAACUAUAAGAUCAUGGUGACACAACUCACAACGCUGGUAGGCCUUGCGGUUGUCAUGGUGAUUAUUGGUUCCCACAAUGCCCUGGGCCAGAGUUACCACUUCAGCAAUGGCUGGAACCCAGGCAAGAGAUCAUCAGUGUUAGAGGUCUGCCAUUUUAGGACAGAAGUACAGAAUCUAGUCUUCAAAUUAAUUGAGGAUGAGGUGAUGCGAAUGGUAACUGACCCAGCAUGUUAUAGUGGAGUGUCACCGCUCAGUGGAGUGUCACCACUCAAAAGUCUCUUGAAGAAAGAUAUUGAAUAUUCACCCAUAGAUGAAAAGAAAUGAUCGCCAUCAUGACAAACGUUUGUCAUACCAGAUGUUCACAUUCAACGUACAACUCUAUGACUUAAAGCCUUACCAGAAAAGUGGACAAGUGUAUUCAAAUCCAUCAAGACUAACAUUUCUGUUUGAAUCAUUAUGAACAACACCUUCAUAUUGAAUACCAUGACUAUAAAAACUAUUUUACAUAUCAGUUUUCUUGUAUCACUGUUAGAUUUUUAAUACCAGCAAGUUGUUCUGCUUAGAUUAACCGAAAAAUAUAUAGUAAGGUAGAACUUUAUAUGAUCCAAACAAUGUUUCAUUUUAUAACAAUUGAUUUCUGAUGUAAAAGAAAGAAAAUUAUGAAAUUAAACUAGUCACUGACUUGUAUAUGCUAGCAUAUAUAUCAGUAAACAUAAAGCUUUCUUUUAUACCUAAUGAUAAAAUAUGACAUUUCUGCAGUGAAAUAACAGCAGUGAAAAUAACAAAUUGUUAUUUUCACCGAUGAAAAGAACAAAUUUUCGGAACUCCUUUUCUAUUUUUAGAUUAUCAUAAAUAAUUAUAUAUAUAUUUUCUAUGUUCACGAGUGAAUAAAAAUCGACAUACCACCGAA
Dreissena polymorpha is the source of this 1045-nucleotide messenger RNA. RefSeq names its product prepro-gonadotropin-releasing hormone-like protein. Bases 148 to 459 code for a protein of 103 amino acids. Gene Ontology annotation, molecular function: hormone activity. Lineage: Eukaryota; Metazoa; Mollusca; Bivalvia; Myida; Dreissenidae. The transcript is spliced from 4 exons. The record is from RefSeq and is a predicted model, not a curated record.